UAAGGGUGAAGAUACACGAAGACGAGAAGUGUAUCUACGAACACGAGGUUGCUCGAUCGAACGAGAACGAUCUUGAGACGUUGCUGGGAAAUCUGCGGGACGUACAAUCAAGAGUCAAUAACUUUUUAACUACGCUGAUCGAGCGGCGGGACGUAUCGGGCGGUGCGCAAAACACGUCAAAUCGAGCGACUUCUUCGGACGACGAAUCUAUUUCCGAUGAGGAGUGGAAGGAGGCAGGAGACGAGGUGGAAGUUAACCCCAAAAAAUGCAAGUUGUCAGCUUAGAGAUAUCCGUGUAAUUUUGUUAAUAAAUAUCGCGCGCCGUUGACGCGCCAUCGACAAAACCACGUGCCUCUAUUUUUACUCGUGUCAUUCCAGAGUACCAGCAUUUUUGUCCUUCGGAUUAUCUCGUCCGAUGAUGAACGAGUCGCCAGAACGCGAUAACGUGCGUCUCGCGUGAAAACGACCAACGUCCGGCGAGACCAACACACGACGGUGCACGGUGGCUUGCCGAGAUUGGAGCAAGUCUUGGUAAUUCGGUCUCCUGCAUGUUGCUACUGAUCUAUCAAGGAACAUGUCUACGAUGUUGUCAAAUGAGGCUCAGCUGCGCUACAUGAUAGAAUGGUUUCAAGAAUGGUCCGAGAUGCAACGGAGUGAUUUCCUGGGGGUGCUGUUGGAGAGCUGUGGUCCUUCAGGGCUUGUGAAUGGACUAGUGACUGGGAUGGAGAAGCUGGGCUGCGAAGAAUCCGAUAGACCACCGAGCCUGUUCCAAUGUCGCGUCAAGCUGUUCAGAGAGUGGAGUAGCAAUUGGUCGCAACGCGAGAAGGACUCCCUGUUAACGGCCAUCAAGAACACGGACAGUAAGUUCGCUGAGAAAUACGAAGAAAAAUUAUCGUCGUUACUGAAGGACAAGCAGUAACGAACGAGCAUUUUAUGCUUUAUAUCUUACAUACAUAUAUGAGUAUGUGUGUGUGUGUGUGUGCAUGUGUGUGUAUAUAAUAUGUGCAAGUUAUACAUUCUACAUAGCAUCUCCAGUUAGUUCUCUUUAGUUAAUAUUAAUUUUGGGGAAAGAAGCUUAGCUUUUUAUAUUUAUAUAUUUAUUCUGAAAGGUUUAUAUAUGUAACAUAUAAAAAUAUUAGUAUAUGAUCCGUUACAUCUGUUGACAAUGGUGUAAGAUUGUGAUACGGUCAAUAUAAGCGAAUUAUUCUUAUAACUUAAUCGAUACGUUCCUCUUAUAUCUAGGUCUUUGUGUUGCGUGACUGUUUGUUCACGCCACGUAAACUGAUGAUUCACACAGUAGAACGUACAACACAUUUUCUAGAAUAGAAAAUUUGUAGUAUAUGAUACGUAGAUGUAUGUCCACUAGCGACUUUUAUUAUUGAAGAUUACAAUCUCUCACACACACACGUAAGAUAUUUUAUCAUUCUCUUCAUAAAAGUUGUGGGCCUGCAGAGCGGAAAUGUUAAAUUAUUUGUACGUAAAACGUUGAUUUGUACCACUUUCAAAUGAAAGCAUAAAAUUAUUGUCAUAAAAUAUCAAGAAAGUUCAAUAUUAAAGUGCAUUUAAUAUGUUAAUAUAAAUUCAAGAAAUUAUUUAACAAAGUGGAAAUAGGAUCAUGUAUACAAAUACCUGUAAACUUUUUUCUUGUCUAGAAAUGAGAUUUUCUACGUACAUUCCUUUGUUAUUGCAUUUUAUAUGCUCCAUAUACGAAUUAUUUCAUUAAUGUCAUCAUAUUAAUAAAUCAUCCAUGUCAUCUAUAUUAUUAUUCGACUUUAUAUCCAUAUACAACAUAUCUGAUUGUGAGAGUAACAUGAUGUAAACUAGGUAUAAUUUCUUCUAUCUAACGUAAUUGAAUAAGAUAAGAUUUCAGGAUACUGUAUCGUUUUUAAUGACUGUAAUAAUAAUUAUGUAACUCCAACAACAUAAUAUAGUAAAUACAGUAAAAUUUUGA
Messenger RNA from Ooceraea biroi (clonal raider ant), 1950 nucleotides. RefSeq lists its product as uncharacterized. The record is from RefSeq and is a predicted model, not a curated record. NCBI's taxonomy places the organism in Eukaryota, Metazoa, Arthropoda, Insecta, Hymenoptera, Formicidae.